AUUAUAUAGAUUUUUGUUUGAGUUGGUUUUAUUGAGCCGUUCUAAUUCUCAGUAUUGAUCCCUGAUAAUAACGCUCAGCUGAAGGGGGAUAACACUGCAGGACUUACUUUGGCCAACAGGAGGCGACUAUGAGAACAGUCGUCAGUUAAACGUCACCACCACAGAAGAAGAAGAAGAGAAAGACGUUUGGUCGAGUCUACUGCCAACGAAGCAGAAGAAGAACUAGCAUUAGCAUUAGCAUUAGCUUUAGCAGGUUCUGGUUCCUGAAGGAUCACUGAAGUCCAUUCUUCACAGCUUCGUAAGUUCAUUUUCAUCAUAAAAGGUUUUCAGUAUUUUAACGGUUUCUUAAUUACAGACUGUCACAGGGUACGAACAGUGUUAGCACUAGAGCUAAUAGGCUAACAGCUGUGUGUCAGACCAAACCCCGUUCAUUUAAAAGCUGAUUUUACAGUCGGCUCAGACUGCUGCUUCAGAAACAGAAAGAGUUUAACUGUCUGAUAUUAUAGCUGAUAGACUCUAAUUCAGCUAAGAAAUAAACCAAACCCCGUUCAUUAAAGUGCUGAUUUAAGUUAAUUCUAUCUGUGAUUGGGGUCAAAGUCUGAAACUAACCUCUUCAUCAGAUAAAACAUUCAUUCAACUCUUCAUUACAUUAUUAUUACACUGUUUUUAUGCUCUCUCUCUCUCUCUCUCUCUCUCUCUCUCUCUCUCUCUCUCUCUCACUUUCUGACCCCCCCAACAACACACACACACACACACACACACACACAGGUGUGAUGCAGUCAUGUCCCUGAAGGUGGCGUUGCAGCAGAGGAUCACCUCUGCUCAGUCGUUACUGCAGAGGGCCGAGAAGUUGUGUCGUGGGGUCGAGGGUCACCAGAAGCUUUGUGGGAAAUUGAGGGCGGAGCUGCGCUUCCUGCGGCGGGUGGAGGCGGGGCAGCUGCAGGUGAAGGAGUCUCACCUGCACAGCACCAACUUGACUCACCUGACGGCGAUCGUGGAGUCAGCCGAGAGUCUGGAGGGCGUGAUCGCCCUGCUGCACGUCUUCACCUAUCAGGACGCCGCAGGGUGCCGGCAGACGCUGGUGGUGGAUGUGGUGGCGAACGGCGGACACACCUGGGUGAAGGCGGUGGGCAGGAAGGCGGAGGCACUGCACAACAUCUGGCAGGGGCGGGGCCAAUAUGGCGAUAAAAGCAUCAUCAGUCAGGCGGAGGACUUCCUGCAGGCCAGCCGCCAGCAGCCGCUCGAGUACCGAAACCCCACCGUCAUCUUCGCCUUCUACAACGGAGUUUCCUGCCCCAUGGCGCAGCACCUGGAGGCCAUGGGGGUCUGCGUACGCGGGGACAUCGUGGCUGUCAACUCCUUGGUGACUGAGGAGGAGGAGGAGGAGGAAGAGGAAGAGGAGGAGGAGCCUACUGAAGAUGACGAGGAGGGGGAGGAGUCAGAGCUGACCCGGGUGGAACGCGGCGCUGUGGUGGCCAGUCUGGCGUUUCCAGCUCAGGUUCAAGUGGAGGAGUGUCGCCGCGUUAACCUGGACAUCACCACGCUUAUCACCUACGUGUCGUCGCUGAGUCACGGCCGCUGUCACUUCACCUUCAGGGAGGUGGUGCUGACGGAGCAGGCCGCUCAGGAGCGCCACCAGCAGGUGCUGCCGCAGCUGGACGCCUUCAUGGAAGGAAAGGAGCUGUUCGCCUGCCGUGCCGCCGUCCAUGACUUCCAGGUCAUCCUGGACACGUUGGGCGGGCCUGGUGAGAAGGAGCGCGCUCAGAAGCUGCUAGCCCGCCUGCAGGUGGUCGACGACCAUCCGUCCGAGCGCACGCACCGCCUCAAGCCCAGCGCCAAAGUCAAUCGCCGCUCUCUCAUGAUCUUCGGCACUGGAGACUCUCUAAGAGCCGUUACCAUGACAGCAAACAGCCGCUUCGUCAGGGCGGCGGCCAAUCAGGGUGUCAGGUACAGCGUGUUCAUCCACCAACCCCGAGCUCUGACUGAAGGCAAAGAAUGGCGGGCCACGCCCAUCUGACCAAUGUCAGCUAAUGUCAGACAAGUGUAAAUAAAAGAAGUGUAAAUAAAGUUUCAGUUUAUGGAAACGCCAUCAGCUGGUCGACCAGUAACUCUGUCACUUCCUGCUGCGCUGUCAUUUGUUCCUGCAGGUCACAUGAUGUCACACAGGUGACCCUCUGACAGGUGAUCGAUUCUUUCAUUUGUUGAUUGGUGAUUAUCAAUAUUUGACCCUUUAAACAGGAAGCUCUGUCCUCUUUGGUUUUUCACAAUAAAAUGUUUUUGUCAGAAACAGUAAAAUCAUGACGAUCGAAGCGUC
Xyrichtys novacula (pearly razorfish) is the source of this 2314-nucleotide messenger RNA. Lineage: Eukaryota; Metazoa; Chordata; Actinopteri; Labriformes; Labridae. The record is from the annotation of a GenBank genome assembly.